Molecule: messenger RNA, 231 nt
Organism: Akanthomyces muscarius
Lineage: Eukaryota; Fungi; Ascomycota; Sordariomycetes; Hypocreales; Cordycipitaceae
Exons: 3
Coding region: 1-231 (76 amino acids)
Source: RefSeq, a predicted model, not a curated record
AUGAGCCACCGGCCAUCACAAAAGAGCAACCGACAAAAUUUGAGUCAUAUAUGCCUGAACACUAGAAAACACAGGACACGUACAUCGCACUCUUCCACCGGCACACCACAGCAAAGGACGGCGAAUGAGCCGGUGGCGGCGUCGGCUUCGCCCAUGGGCGCUAUUUCCGGGGCCCCGAGGGGCGGGCAGAGCACUAAAAACGCGGCAUUCGGGGGAGGGGGCUGGCUGUAA